Rotaria sp. Silwood2 is the source of this 1212-nucleotide messenger RNA. The record is from the annotation of a GenBank genome assembly. NCBI's taxonomy places the organism in Eukaryota, Metazoa, Rotifera, Eurotatoria, Philodinida, Philodinidae.
AUGUUAAUUGUUAUUAUGAAUUUAAGUGCAUGGAUUGAUUUGGAAGGUGUAUUUGCUGAAUUAACAAUAAUGAUUUCAUUUAUACCUGAAGGUUGGACAAUACCAUCAGUAGUAGGUUUAUGUCUUUGUGCCGCGAAUAUCAUGCCUGCAAUAGUCACAUUUUUACGUUGGUAUCAAGGAAAACGAUUUUCUGAGAUUCCAUAUAUUUAUAUCAUUAUUAUUAUUGGUAUUGUUUCAUGUUGUGUAUUGGCUUUCUCCUGGCAUAAAACUACAUAUUUAUUUGGUCGUGAACGAAGUUUAUGGUUGAUUGGAUGUGUUUUCGCUCUAGCUCUACUUGAUAGUACAUCAUCUCUUGUCUUUUUUGAUUAUAUGAAACGAUUUCAGAUUCGAUAUUUGACGGCAGUAUUUUUAGGCGAAGGAUUUACAGGUGUCAUUCCUACACUAUUGUUAUUAGCACAAGGCAGUGCAGGUGAAGCAAUUUGUGCACAAAGUAGUAAUGGUACUACAUUGGAACCUACUUUUACUCAACCACGUUUUAGUGUUACUGUUUAUAUGCUUCUUAUUACAAGUAUUAUCAUUGCAUCACUUAUUGCAUUUCUUCUACUACGUUGGACAAAUAUAGUCAUAUUAGCUGAUGCUGUAGAGCCGGUAAUAUAUGUUCGAAACAAUCUUUCUAUAAAGAAAGUUAUUUCUCAAUCAAAAUUAAAUAAAUAUUACUUUCAUCAUUGUGAAAAUUGCAUCGAAUUUCAACUUGAAAAAAGUGAAUUUUCAUCAGAAGAAUCGAAAUUAAGAUAUAUGCCUCGGAGGGUUAGUCACAGAAAGGUCGAAGGGAAAAAUAUCGAAGCUAGAAAAGCAUGGGAAAAAGUAAUGUCUCCGGAGUAUAAGUGUACGUGAAGAGAAGGCUUAGUCACUUCAAAUUUCGAUUAAGUUUAUCACUGUUUGCUUGCUUAACAAAAUGCCAUUUGUUUAGAAAAAAAAGUAGAAAAUAAUUUUUUUUUUCAUGCAUGAUUUUUCUCAUGGCGCAUCUCAGAAUUCUCGAUGGAACUUCAUGGUAUCUAAUCAUUUUUUUUAUUUUGUUAUAUUUAGAGAGCUUGUUUGAGGCAUUGAACUCAUCAUGAUUUUCUUGCGGUAAAGAGUAAGAGUCGAAAAAAAGGGCUCUAUCAAGAGACGAUGGUGUUUCGAGAAUUCUGAGAUGCGCCAUGAGAAAAAUCA